AUGGCUCCGCGGCCGCUGAGCCCCUUGGUGCUGGCGCUGGGCGGCGCCGCGGCCGUGCUGGGCUCAGUACUCUUCAUCCUCUGGAAGGCCUACUUCGGGCGCGGACGGGAGCGGCGCUGGGACCGGAACGAGGCCUGGUGGGGCGCGGAGCCUCCUCGCCUCCCUGAGUGGGACGAGUGGGACCCUGAAGACGAGGAGGACGAAGAGCCGGCGCUGGAGGAGUUGGAGCAGCGUGAGGUGCUGGUGCUGGGGCUGGAUGGCUCAGGGAAGAGCACGUUCCUGCGCGUGCUGUCUGGGAAGCCACCGCUGGAAGGCCACAUCCCCACCUGGGGCUUCAAUUCUGUCCGGCUGCCCACCAAGGACUUCGAGGUGGACCUGCUAGAGAUCGGUGGCAGUCAGAACCUACGCUUCUACUGGAAGGAGUUUGUGAAUGAAGUAGACGUGCUGGUGUUCCUGGUGGACUCGGCUGACCGGCUGCGGCUGCCUUGGGCCCGGCAGGAACUGCACAAGCUGCUGGACAAGGACCCUGACCUGCCUGUCGUCGUGGUGGCCAACAAGCAGGACCUGAGUGAGGCCAUGAGCAUGGUGGAGCUGCAGCAGGAGCUGGGCCUGCAGGCUGUCGAUAGCCAGCGGGAGGUGUUCCUCUUGGCAGCCAGCAUCGCCCCUGCAGGACCUGGCUUUGAAGACCCCGGCACCGUGCAUAUCUGGAGACUGCUCUUGGAGCUUCUCUCCUAG
Puma concolor (puma) is the source of this 735-nucleotide messenger RNA. RefSeq names its product ARF like GTPase 10 (gene ARL10). NCBI's taxonomy places the organism in Eukaryota, Metazoa, Chordata, Mammalia, Carnivora, Felidae. The record is from RefSeq and is a predicted model, not a curated record. Gene Ontology annotation, molecular function: GTP binding; GTPase activity.